Molecule: messenger RNA, 729 nt
Organism: Telopea speciosissima
Lineage: Eukaryota; Viridiplantae; Streptophyta; Magnoliopsida; Proteales; Proteaceae
Product: transcription initiation factor TFIID subunit 8-like
Exons: 1
Coding region: 1-729 (242 amino acids)
Cellular component (GO): transcription factor TFIID complex
Molecular function (GO): protein heterodimerization activity
Source: RefSeq, a predicted model, not a curated record
AUGAGCAGAAACGAUGAAGGAGAAACCAGAGCUCCCUCUCUCUUCAGGGUGGCCAUAUCGAAGGUUGCAGUUGCUCAGAUUUGCCAAUCUGUAGGAUUCACCGGCUCUCAACACUCAGCCCUCGAAGCUCUCUCAGAUAUAGCAACCAAGUACCUGGAAGCCCUAGCGAAAUCCGCUUCAUCAAAUGCUAACUCCAGUGGUAGAACCGAAUGCAAUCUCUUCGAUGUGAUUCACGCGAUUGAGGAUAUGAACUCAGGGCAAGGCUUUCGUGGCGCUUCGGAUGUUAAGAAAUCCCUAUUAGAUUCUGCAAUUAUAAGGGAUGUCAUGAGUUUCGUGAGUUGGGUCGAUGAGAUCCCCUUCGCGAAGCCAAUCCCUCGCUCCAAUGCUGGGAAAAGAUCACAUAUUUCGCGAUGUUUGAGUGAACCCAGAAAAAGUUAUUAUCAAAACAGUGAGUUCUCUCACAUUCCGCCAUGGUUACCGGCGUUUCCCGAUCCGAGUACGUACAAGAACGGUGAAGUUCGGGUUCGAAGAGAAGAGGAAAGAGGUGGCAAUGAAGAAGAGAACGAUUGUGAAACUAAUCGAGUUGUUGAUGUUGAGCGGUGUGGUUUAGAGAAGGGGAAUGAUGGGGAGGAGAAGGAGAAGAGGAUUUUGCCGGCUGAGAGGCCGAAGGUGAGAUUCAAAAUGGAAUUAGCGAUCGGGCAUGAUAUUUGCAGAAGAAGACGGCAUUGA